AAGGAUACAACACACUAUUUCUCCUUGGCUCUGUGAUUAUAUCAUAAAAGUUGAAGAAGAAAUGACCAUCAGUGGAUGAAACAUAUUCUGAAUGUGAAGAAAUGCAAAAAAUAGUGAGGAGUAUUUCAACCAAAUUUCGAUUGCACCAAACAAGUUUCCAGGCUGUGAAAUGUUUGAAUGGACAGAGAAAUAAUGAAUAUAAAAGAAAUAAUUAUUCCUUUGCUGGAAAUAUUGGAGUUGGUACCAUAUUAGCUACUGCCUUAUAUUUAGAAUGGUCAGAUGACAAAAAUGCAGUCUAUGCAGCAACUGCACCCUCUGUUCAACAGAAACAUGUCAAAGAGAUUGGGAAAUUCAAGGAAAACUUGCCAUUUUAUGCCCUUGAGGAAGUGGGUAAACAUACAACAGUGGAGUCUGGAAUAUGGGUGACCUAUAAAGAGGGAGUAUAUGACAUCACAAAAUUCAUUGAAGGUCACCCUGGGGGUGAUCAGAUUUUGAUAGCUGCAGGAAGUUCAGUAGAACCCUUCUGGGUUCUGUAUGGAAUACAUGAAAAUCCUCAUGUUUUUGACAUUCUGGAGUCUUACAGAAUAGGCAACUUGAAUAAAGAAGAUGCCCAGCAUAUGACUGCUGAUAUGUCAGAUCCAUAUAGCUCUGAUCCAAAGCGCCAUCCUGCUUUGAAACCAGCAAGUGCUAAACCAUUCAAUGCAGAAUGUCCUCCAUCUUUUUUAGUAGAGAGUUUUUAUACACCAAAUGAACUUUUUUAUGUGAGGAAUCAUUUACCAGUACCUGAAAUAGAUCCAGAAAAUUACGAACUCGAGAUAUACAUUGAAGGCAAAGAUAAAACAAGAGUUUUCAGUUUGGAUGAGUUGAAGAAGAUGCCAAAGCAAACUAUUACUGCCACGAUCAUGUGUGCUGGUUGUAGAAGAUCAGAAAUGACAAAGGUGAAACCUGUAAAAGGGUUGAAUUGGGGCCCGGCUGCUAUUGGAAACGCAACGUGGACAGGUGUACCAUUGCGGGAAAUUCUUAAACUUGCUGGUGUCAAUGAAGAUGAUGCUAAACAUCAACAUAUUCAGUUUGAAGGUGUAGACGCAGACGUUACUGGAAAGAUGUACGGUGCCUCCAUACCGAUUUGGAAAGCUCUGGAUAAAAGAGGGGAUGUUAUUUUGGCUUAUGAGAUGAACGGUGUACCAAUACCCAGAGACCAUGGGUUUCCAAUAAGGGUAAUAGUACCUGGGGUAGUCGGUGCGAGAAACGUCAAGUGGCUAGGCAAAAUUGUCGUGGCCAAGGAUGAGAGUGACUCUCACUGGCAACAGAACGACUAUAAAGGGUUCUCGCCCUCCACAGACUGGGACACUGUGGAUUUCAGUAAAUCACCGGCCAUCCAAGAAUUACCAGUAAUUUCGGCCAUUUGCCAACCCGGUGGUGGGGAUACAGUCCAAGUGCAGAAUGGGCGAAUAACUGUCAAAGGUUAUGCUUGGUCAGGAGGCGGACAGAAGAUAGUGAGAGUCGAUGUGACAGCUGACGGUGGUAAAAGUUGGCACGUUGCGAAGUUUGAUCAUCAGGAUUCCGCUUUGCCACCCAAGCACUGGGCUUGGACCUUGUGGUCAGCCGAAAUUCCCGUGGAAAAUAAUGCUAAAAGCGUUGAAAUAUGGGCCAAAGCUGUUGAUUCCUGUUACAACACUCAACCAGAGAGUUUCGAGAAUAUAUGGAACUUGAGAGGAGUUUUGAGUAAUGCAUACCAUAGAGUGAGAGUCUAUUUGAAAUCAUAAAUAAAGUCUUCCUUGUAAUAUUAAUUCAAUUGUGAUAAUUAAGGUGGCAAAUAGUAGUAUUUAUAGUGUUAUGAAUUGUUAUAAAAAACCACUGUUUUUCAUUUACACAAGAGAAAAAAUGUAGACAUUGAUG
Molecule: messenger RNA, 1899 nt
Organism: Phaedon cochleariae (mustard beetle)
Lineage: Eukaryota; Metazoa; Arthropoda; Insecta; Coleoptera; Chrysomelidae
Source: the annotation of a GenBank genome assembly